Molecule: messenger RNA, 724 nt
Organism: Racocetra persica
Lineage: Eukaryota; Fungi; Glomeromycota; Glomeromycetes; Diversisporales; Gigasporaceae
Source: the annotation of a GenBank genome assembly
GAAGGUUUUUAAACAAAAAUAUCUCUCUCAUCCUAUUUUCUCCAAGAAUCUAUAUAAAGAGAUUAGAAAAUAUAAACCAUCAGUACAAGCUAAUGAAGGUGAUGCAUCAAGACUCUAUGAGGAAUUAUUGGCCAAGCAACAGCAAGAUCCCAGGAAGUUAUAUCAUGGUGUAAAUUUGGUCAAUCGGUUGGGCACAACAAUACAGCAGAAACAAACUGUUACCUGGGUAUUGCAUAUGACAAAGAAGGCAACAAGAGGACAAAUAUCUGGUGUAAUAAUUACUGAUACCGACCCUGCUAUGGAACAUGCUAUUAUGAUCAAAUACCCAACUAUCGUGGAUACUAGGAUUUAUGUCGACAUUGUUCACAUUGGGAUUGAAACAACUUCAUUUGUAGAAAGUGAAAAUGCAUAUAUUAAAGCAAAUGAGAAACAGUAUGAAGAUCUUAUAAAUUUUCCUUCAACUACAAACUAUGUGACAAUUUUUCCAACAAUAGAAGUAGCCAUUAUACACUAUCUGCAUCCAAGGGUUGCACAAAAUAUAAUCAACCAAAUGAAAGAAUGUGUUUACUACAUGGCAUGCUGUUCUAAUAUUGAAAAGAUCGAAAAUGCAUUUAAAAAUAAACUAUCCAAAAGUGAAAGUCUUGAAGAUGAGCCAGAUAGUGUUCUUGCAUGUGUACAGUUUCUUUUGUUCCAAUUACAUUACGAUAAUAUUGCUGAAAUUUGA